Messenger RNA from Felis catus (domestic cat), 3894 nucleotides. Its product is annotated as basic salivary proline-rich protein 2-like. The coding region runs from base 700 to 1527 and encodes 275 amino acids. NCBI's taxonomy places the organism in Eukaryota, Metazoa, Chordata, Mammalia, Carnivora, Felidae. The transcript is spliced from 3 exons. The record is from RefSeq and is a predicted model, not a curated record.
GCUCGGGCCGCCCCGCCCCCAGGCCUCGCGCCUCGCGCCUCCCGCCCGGCCGCGGCCCGCCCCCUGAGGCCCAGCCCAUUGGCCCGCGCGCCCGGGGAGGCGGGGCUCCGGCGGCCAGCCGCAGGUUGGGGCGGCUGCCGGCUCAGGCGCGCGGGGCGCGGGCUGUCAGCUGCGCCCCAGCCGGCAGGCUGUCCCCAACAUGGCAGGUCGUGUUAGCCACCCUGUUGGGUUUGUGGCACAACAGGCGAACCUCAGGCACAAGUCACCUGAAGAGUAGAUCUGGUUAAAUGGAGCUUAUCAGAUGAUCAAUCUACAUUUCUUUUAAGAACUGGACUAUAGACAGCAUAGAACUGUGAUCCUUGAGAUAUGGGGUCCCAAACAAAUGACGUAGGCCUUCAACUGCUGCAACUUUCUGCCUGGAGACACAUUCUAGACCAUGGCACAGGAAAUGGAAAGACAAGCAGAGCCAACUGGGGCAGCUGGAAUCUUUAGGACAGAGUACCAAAGAGGAAGGAGACUGAAAUUUCAGCAAAUGCCAUCAAACUGCCAAAAAGAUCCCAAGUGUCGAAGACGAACGUGAAGUCCCAGUGAAGUCCCAACCAAGUAAGGGUAAAGGAACUCCUGAAUUGCGCACGGAAGCGAUGAGGGCGUGUGGCCAGAAAAGGGAGAGGGGCUGCAGGACGCUCAGGGGCACCAGAAAUGGGAUGGAAGCCCGGCGAGCCUCUCCCCCGCGGCCGUGCGGCGUCGCCUAAUUCAAGACACCCAUCCGGGGUCCGGAGUGCCCGCGCAACGACUGCUCGCGCCCUUCCCGGUUCCUCCGCUCCCGCCGCGCCCCGCUCGCCCCGUCGGACCCCUCCGGGAGGACAGGAGCACGGAGGACACGCGCCCGGCCUCCCGCGCAGCCCUCAGCCGCCUCAGCUCGGGGGCCGCCGCGUGGGCCGCUCACACCCUGGACCGCAACUGGCCGGCAGCACCGCCGACGACCCCAGCCCGGAGCCCUGGCCGCCGCGGCCGGAGCGAGCGCCGCCGCCCCACACUCACCGCGGCGCUCCAUCCCGCGUCCUGGACGCGGACGCCCGCCCAGCACUCACGGCCGCCGCCGCCUCCGCCGAGGGCUGGAGCUCGCCGCCCCCAUCCCCCACGGCCCGCGGACGCCCGGCCAAGCCGCCGCCGCCGCCGCCGCCGCCGCCCCAGCAGCUACGGCCACCACCGCGCCGCUCGGGCCGCCCCGCCCCCAGGCCUCGCGCCUCGCGCCUCCCGCCCGGCCGCGGCCCGCCCCCUGAGGCCCAGCCCAUUGGCCCGCGCGCCCGGGGAGGCGGGGCUCCGGCGGCCAGCCGCAGGUUGGGGCGGCUGCCGGCUCAGGCGCGCGGGGCGCGGGCUGUCAGCUGCGCCCCAGCCGGCAGGCUGUCCCCAACAUGGCAGGUCGUGUUAGCCACUCUGUGCGGCUUGUGGCACAACAGGCGAACCUUAGGCACAAGUCACCUUUUGCAUCCUCCCGCAGGUAGCUGGUCCUCUGUUCUUGUUUAAGUGGACAUUCCUUUGGUGGGCACUGAGCACUGAAUUUCUCCCAGUCGGGAAUCUGGUCUUAACUUGCUUUGUCCGCCUUCUUCCCACACCCUUCUUCUCUCCUUCUGAACAAAAAUACAUUUUGUGCUCAAUUUUAAAACUGCCCCCACGCUCUUCUAUCUUCGACUGAUUGUCAUUGUCAGAAAACAAACUACUCAAAACAUGAAAAUUUAUAUAUAGUACCUCUCUAUAUAGAGAAGUAUAUAGUACUUCUAUAUAUAUAGAAGUUGCUCAAUAAAUACUAGUUGAGUGCAUAUCCCCCUGAUUAUGUUCCUUGCUUCUUACCAUUAGAUGCGCCCUGAGUGAUGGGACUCAUCAAUGCUGUAAGGGAAACGAACAACCAAAAUUAAAGCCUUUAUCAUGAUGUUGGAUCACACAUCAUAUAUGAAAAAAAGUACAGAGUUUCUAUUUAAUAGAGUAUAAAUGAGUAACACUUAACAUCUUACAGGGAAUAUCCUUCCUAUCAUCUAUACUGAGACAUAACAGGCACCUGAUGAAUACUAGCUAAGUAAGUGGGCAAAAUUAUAGGAAGGGACUUUAAAAAAAAAUCCCUCAAUCUCAUACUCCCUUAAAUCUUUCUCAAAAUAUAUUAAAUACCUGCCAUAGUCUCCACUUUUCCUCAUUCGUCUGGAGAAAUAGGAUAUUUGAAAGCAUUCUCAGAGAAAGAUGGUAAUUCAUUUCAGCAAUAAGUACAAUUUUUAACUAAGAAAGAAUGAACAUCAAAAAUCUGUGCCCUGGGACAGACAGCUAUGGGUUUGGUAAAUAAAGAAGGAAUAAAUGGCAAGCCCUCCACCAAAUCCUAUAGCAGUGUCCCAGUACAUGGCCUUGUAAGCUGAGUUGUUUUUUACCUAUAAAUGUUUCUUGGUUAAAGAAGUGGUACAGAAUCACAGCUUUGGAGCAUGAGGAAUCACAGACAAACAAAAAGUCAGAGACAUAUUGGAUGCUGAAUUAAUAAUGAAGCUUUUUCACAGAUGUAUUUCUAUUUCAUAAUUAUAAUAUCUGUUAAUAACACAUAACCACUCUGUCCAUUUAAAUGUUCUUCGUUCUUUCCAUGAUAAAGAGAAUACCACUUCUGUUCGCAAGCUUUCCUGUUCUCCCCGAAAAUCAAUCAUCCAAUUUGACAUUACAUGAUACAUAGAAUCCUAUUUUUUGUGCCACUUAUGAUUCUCAUGAACUAUGUGAUUGUUUAUUUGUAGUUAUUAGCGUAUGAAGGCCUACAGUACUAUGUUACUUGGCCUAUGUCGAAUGACCAGUUAGCCCAGGAAUGAAAAUCCUUCCAGGAUGCUUUUUCCUUUUUUUUUUCCCCAUAAGCUCUGCUCAACCUGUUGGAACUAGUGAAACCGAGUGCAAUGGCCACUAAACACAAAAGCUAUUCCAGGUACCCUUUGCCCUGACUUGAAGGGCCUGAUAAUGAAGGUGGAUAUUCCAUGUGGCCAGUGGAGAUGAGAGUCCAGCUCCCACAGAAGAGUACAAUAAAUAGGUGCUAUACUUCUUGGUCAUGCUUCAGUGACGGUCUGUUUAGGAGAGUGCAACAUGGUCCACCAGACCUCUCCCAUGUUUAUUUAUUCCACAAAUACUUAGUACGUCCGAUAUGCCAGGCAUUGUUCUAAGCACAGGGAUUAUAUUAAUGAACUUUAAAUCCACUUCCAGACUCCCCUCAGCCAUGAUUAAAUGCCUGGAAGAAGAAAAGAAAUCAUGGAAGCUGGUAGCGGUGGCCCAAAGGCAGGUAUAUUCCUCUUCUUUGCUAUUGUCCUUGACCCUCGCUGCAGGAGCAUUUAGAAAGAACCACAGAGAGCCUGACAAGACAUAAUGAGUACAAAGGCUCCAGAUUCCAAAGUGUACAAAACUCACCAAGCAGGUUAUUAAUCUUGAUUCCAUGAUGGUUGUAAUUGAGAAACAAGGAAUCAAUUCAGACCACAUGCUGGAAAUGAAUGUGAAAGAGAUUGCAAACAUCCAAGAAUUCUGUGUUGUCACAAGGAGAGGAAACUAAGAUUGACUGAAAGAAAGAAAGAAAGAAAGAAAGAAAGAAAGAAAGAAAGAAAGAAAGAAAGAAAGAAAAACUCGAGUAUACAGAUAUAUCAUAUUCAUUUUAUGUCUAAAUUAACAUAUUAAAUUUCAAACCCCAGUUCUUUUUCAUGUUAAGUUCUCUGUAAGACAUUUGAUGACAUGAACCUCUGUGCUUGAGUCACCACAUACCAUGACCCUAGCUAAUGUCCUAAGAACAUGUAUGAAGAAACUCCCAAUAAUUCAUGUUGGCACAAAACAAUACUAUUGGUCUCAAAAAUUGAAUUAUUGACAUUAUUGUAAAUAAAGAGAUGAUGAUAAUGA